AGAACGGCCGGAAAAGGGAAGUUUUGGGCGGUGCGUGGCUGCCUGGCCUCCCCUUCCGCCGCCUGCUCCGCCCCGGUUGCUGCGGAGCGGGGCGGCCGCGCAGGUGGGAGCCAGCGGUGUCCCUGUGCCCCCGGGGCUGCCUUCCCAACAACGCCGCCUGCAGCCCUUGGGCUCGACUCAGGGCCGAGGCUUUAGGCAGUUUUCGGCAUGGCAGUGGACUGGCUCGGUUUUGGCUACGCCGCCCUGGUGGCAUCAGGAGGGAUCAUUGGCUAUGCGAAAGCAGGUAGUGUUCCAUCACUAGCUGCUGGCCUUUUCUUUGGGAGUUUGGCUGGACUGGGUGCUUAUCAGGUCUCACAGAAUCCAAAUAACAUUUGGGUUUCUCUGAUUACAUCUGGAGCACUGACUGCUGUCAUGGGAACAAGAUUUUACCACUCCAGAAAAUUCAUGCCUGCAGGGCUAAUUGCUGGUGUCAGUUUGUUAAUGGUUGGAAGAUUAGCACUGAAGAUGUUGGAAAAGCCGCAGGAAAAAUAACCGUUAAUUUUACUUCUUAGUAUUUGGAAAAGGAGACCUGAUCAUGAAAUUGCACGAAUGCAGAAGUGAGAAGAUGGAAAAAUUUUCUGCAUCAAGACAUUUUUUAAUCUUUUUUUAUAAGGGGGAGUACAAUGAUGGGACAGAUAGUUUAUAUACAAGGUAGAGCUGUUUGUGUAUGGAGAGAAAUGGGUCCUGGGUUUGAUUUUUCUGGCAUGUUUCAAUGUAUUUUAACACUUACAUGUUUUUAUAUUCCAAAAUAUACUUCUGGCAUGUAUGAAGCAGAGAGAAAAUAUCCUGUAAUUAAGAAAAUAUCCACAAAGAGGCACCAGGACUAACUGGCUAAAUACAAUAGUGUGUCUCAAACUUUUACACUGAGUAUUAUGGUGUGCUUUACUUGUUGCAUUCUGAAUUGAUAUACCAUGUCUUUAUAAUGUCCAUCAAAUCUUGCCUUUUUAUUGUGAAAUGAUGCUAAAAUGAUGCUUUUCUAUAAGUAAAAUUUGUUACAAACCUUUA
Zonotrichia leucophrys gambelii is the source of this 1044-nucleotide messenger RNA. Its product is annotated as transmembrane protein 14C-like. Lineage: Eukaryota; Metazoa; Chordata; Aves; Passeriformes; Passerellidae. The transcript has 5 exons. The record is from RefSeq and is a predicted model, not a curated record. Gene Ontology annotation, biological process: regulation of heme biosynthetic process. Bases 208 to 531 code for a protein of 107 amino acids. Gene Ontology annotation, cellular component: mitochondrial membrane.